AUGGAUAAAUAUAAUAAAGCCGAGGUUGAGAAAGCUGAAAUUGCUCACAUCGAGUCUAAUAUUGAAAGCAGCUCCCAAUUGAAAAUCAGAAAGGCAGUCGAGAAACCAGAUCUGUUGCAGCAGUAUACUGACGAAGAGAUCGAUAAAUUCCACAGGAAAAUUACGCUUAAAGUUGAUUUGCGUUUGAUUCCUAUGCUUGUCCUCUUAUACAUUCUCAACUAUCUCGACAGAAACAACAUCGCAAGUGCUAGAUUGGGUGGCUUGGAAGACGACUUGAACUUGAAAGGCAAUCAAUAUCAGACAUGUAUAUCGAUCCUAUUUGUUGGUUACAUUCUCAUGCAAAUUCCAUCCAACAUGUUCUUAAACAAGUUUAAGAAGCCCUCAAUUUUUAUUACAGGCAUUAUGGCUGCCUGGGGUACUGUGUCGACUUGCACGGCAGCUGUGCAAGGUUUCGGUGGCUUGUUGGCAAUUCGUUUGAUCUUGGGAUUUGUUGAAGCUGGAUUUUUUGGCAGUUGCCUUUAUGUUUUAUCUUGUUGGUACACCAGAAAGCAGCUUGGUUUCAGAAAUUCGUUGUUGUACUCAGGAUCUUUACUUUCAGGUGCCUUCUCGGGUCUUAUCGCAGCAGGAAUUAUCGAUAACAUGGAUAAUCUUCACGGUUUGAGAUCUUGGAGAUGGUUAUUCAUUAUUGAAGGCGCCAUAACUGUCGGUAUUGCACCAAUUGCGUAUUUUGUGUUACCUGAUAUGCCUCACAACUCCAAAAUGUUGAGUGAUUUCGAGAAAGAUGUCCUAUUGUACAAAAUCAGAUGUGAAACCGGUCAAGAUGACAGUGAUGAGACGAACGAGGAGUCAUACUGGGGCGCGUUCAAAUUGGCCGUCUCCGACAUUAAAGUUUGGGCUUGUUGUGGGAUCCUCUCAUGGUUAGUAUCUGCUGCUGGUGUCACGAAUUUUUUUCCCUCUAUCGUGGAAACUUUGGAUUUCAACCGUGUGAUAACAUUAUGUUUGACAGCACCUCCCUACAUUCUUGCUGUGAUAAGCACAUUCAUUUGGGCUCUUCAUGCUGAUAGGACCGGGGAGAGAUUCUGGCAUGUGGUACUUCCUUUAAUUGUUGCAUUAAUUGCAUUUAUUAUAGCUGUUUCGACUCUCAACAUCGGGGCAAGGUACUUUUCUAUGGUGAUCAUGGUUCCAGCAAUCUACUGCUCGUUCACAACAAUAUUGUCAUGGAUGUCAAACUCUUGUCCACGUCCUCCAUUAAAGCGUGCCAUUGCUCUUUCUUUGAUGAACUGUUUGUCUAACUCAGCUUCGAUUUGGAAUGCAUACUUAUAUCCGUCCUCCUCGGCACCACGGUAUACUAUAGCUUUCGCAUGUAACUGUGUUUUCAUUGGGCUUGCAAUUUUGUGUGCUAUUGCGUUGAGAUGGAGAUUGCAGAUUUUGAACAAGAGAAUAGAGAAUGGCACCAUGAACUGGGAGAAGGAAUUGGGUAAAGGCAAUGAUGGUUCAGAGGUAAAAGAGGACUUCAGAUUUUUGAUUUGA
Molecule: messenger RNA, 1530 nt
Organism: Candidozyma auris
Lineage: Eukaryota; Fungi; Ascomycota; Pichiomycetes; Serinales; Metschnikowiaceae
Exons: 1
Coding region: 1-1530 (509 amino acids)
Biological process (GO): transmembrane transport
Cellular component (GO): membrane
Molecular function (GO): transmembrane transporter activity
Source: RefSeq, a predicted model, not a curated record